CAAUUUAUUCAUUAGGAGAUUACGUAUGUUCCGUGGAGUGUGAGUCAGAAAUUAGGAAUGUGUAGUGUUGUCUGUUGACGUUAAUAAGAAAUAGUUACUAUUGUGUUUUGAAUAAUUUAUAGACGGGUUUGUAUUAUGAAAAGAGAUUAGCAAUUUUGUACUACACACAAUACACAAAACUAGGUUCAUUGUGCCUAAAGAAAAGUGAAUCAGUCGGCAUGGGAUUCAUUAGUUUCAUUUGGAAAAGUUUACUUAAAAUAACAUUUAUUUUCUUUCUUGUUACGUUGAUGCCCGGAUUGCCACCUUAUGUUCAGUUUACCGAGUUCAGAGUUUCCGAACCACCUCCAUUGGAAGGCUUAUUGAGUGUAAACUCAUUGUUAAAUAAUGCCGAACAGCUAUACAGUGGUAAGGUCCAUGGCCCUGAAGCGUUUGCAGACCAUAAAGGAGUUCUGUAUACAGGGCUGCAUGGAGGAGAAAUAGUGAAGUUUGUUGAUGGUAAAGUAGUACCAGUAGCAAAAUUUGGGAAACCCUGUGAUGGUUUCUGGGAAGAAACAAAAUGUGGACGACCAUUGGGAAUGAAAUUUGGCCCAGAUGGCCUUCUUUAUGUUACUGAUGCAUACUAUGGAUUGUUUAAAGUUAAUGUGAACACUGGUACAAAAACACAACUUGUGUCAGCUGAUGAACUAAUUGAUGGAAAGAUUAAUAAAAUUCCCAAUUCAGUUGAUGUCGCAGAUGAUGGUACUGUCUACUGGACAAGUUCAAGUUGCAACUUUCAUCUGAAUGAUGGUUUAUUUGAUUUGCUUGCAGAUGGAAGUGGCAGGUUAAUAAGAUAUAACCCCAAAACAAAGAGCAAUGAAGUGCUUAUUGAUGGUCUCCAUUUUCCCAAUGGUGUUGUUGUGUCUCCAAAAGAAGACUUUGUGUUGGUUGCAGAAACAACAAAAAGUCGUAUACACAGGUAUUAUGUGGAAGGCCCCAAGAAAGGAAGUCACGAUAUUUUUAUAGAUGGCCUCCCAGGUCUUCCAGACAACUUGAAAUCUGAUGGUCAAGGAGGAUUCCUAGUUCCACUGAUUGCAGUCAGAGAUAAAAAUUAUCCUAUACUCUUCCAGAGUCUUGGGCCAUUCCCUCUAAUAAGAAAGUUCAUAGCACGUAUUCUAGCUCUAUUAGAAAUGCCAUUUGAGCAGAUUAACAAUAUAUAUCCAAACUAUUAUGCUAAGAGAAUAGUUCACUGGAUUGGCCACUUCAUAUCUGCACGUGGACUUAGUGCACAGGAUACUGUUAUACUGCAGCUUGAUGUAGAUGGUAAAAUAAAGCAUAGUUAUCAUAACACAGAUGGAUCUUUAUCUGGAAUUUCUGAAGCUCAUUGGUUUGAUGGAGCAUUCUAUCUAGGUUCUCCGUACAAUACAUAUGUUGGACGAGUCAAACUAUCAUUUGCCGAGCCUCCGAAAAGCAAACAGGAACAAAAACCUGAACCUCAAAAGGAACAGCAGUCAAAACCACAGCAAGAGAGGCAACCACCACUCCCCCAGCAACAACAAAAAACCCCAUCACCACCACAACAGCAGCAAAAACCACCACCACCACAGCAACAACAGAAACUUUCACAACACCAAAAACCAUCAUCACCACAGCAGCAGCAACAAAAACCAUCAUCACCACAGCAGCAGCAGCAGCAACAAAAACCAUCAUCACCACAGCAGCAGCAAACCAUCAUCACAACAGCAACAACAAAAACCACCAUCACAACAGCAACAACAAAGACCACCAUCACAACAGCAACAACAAAAACCCCUUCACAACAGCAACAAGAACCACCAUCACAGCCACCACCACCACCUCCACAGCGCCUACAUCAAAAUAAACCUUAAACAAAGUAACAGACUAAGGAAAAACAGGAAUUUUUGUUAAUACCAGGUUGUGACUGUUCUGUUCUGUGACAGGUGAUUGGUUUGGUGUAGGGUAUAGGUGUAUUUCUGGACAGAAAAGAUUCAGUUUCUCUGUAAUUAUUUGCAAGUCUGCACAUUUUUUUUCAUUUGCCUUAAAGAUUUAUAUUUUUUAUAUUCUUGUACUUUGCCUGGGGGCAGUUAUUCCAUUGAAAAUUACCAUGCACAUGGCAUGAUUUACAGUGUUGCCAUAUACUAACAAGACCACCAAAGGAGUAGCUAAUGUAAACAUCCAAAUAAAAUACUAAAAUAAUUGUCAUUUUAUAUAGAUUAUGUUACUUGGUGUAAUAUGGCAUAGGGUUGACCAUACUUAUGUUCUGAAUAGUAAUUUCAGCAGUAGGAAACUGAGUGUACAUUUGAUAUCGUGGUUGUUGAUGUAUGAUUGGAUAGCAACAACGAUAAUUAAUUUAAGGAACUUUUUAUUAAUUUCUUCACACAUUCCUUUGGCCAUGUUUUCCAAAUAUGAAGUAGCUGUUGGUUAUAAUCUUUUGAUCUAGUUGAUAUAUUUUCGAUAAUUGUUGCAGUUAUAUUUAUGCUAAGCUACAUUAUGGGCAGCUUUGUUAUAUGUGUUUGUUUUUCGCAUAUUAUUUUAUGACAUUAAAAUAAUUUGUUAUUGAUGA
Zootermopsis nevadensis is the source of this 2560-nucleotide messenger RNA. The record is from RefSeq and is a predicted model, not a curated record. Lineage: Eukaryota; Metazoa; Arthropoda; Insecta; Blattodea; Termopsidae.